GACAAUGGCAAGUCUGCCACUGGACUGUGUGGACAUAUUUGAUGAUUUUGAGGAUGCAGAUUCUAUGGAGGUGACGUACUGUAAGCUGGUUUCUGAUGAACAGUUUGAAGCAGACACAAGGUCGGAGACAGACAAGGCUCUUGGUGAGCUGUGUAUGUAUUUAGAUCAGAAUCCGGAACUGUAUGCUCGAGUACUUCGCAAGAGAAAACAGGAGGAAAUGGAAAGUUCUGGUGUGUUCUCCUAUGUCAAGAGUAAAAUGAUGAGCCUGUUACAUGGGGAGCAGUACCCACACUGCCUGGUCAGUGCCAGCGAGUGUGUCCAGCAAACGAAUGCCCUCAAGUCUGGCAUGUGUAAAACGUUCCAGCUGUCACAGGAGCUGAAAGGAAAUGUGACCAGGUGUUCGGCUAGACUAGCAGCCAAAAAGCAAGCCAAGAUAUCCAACAAAACAAACCAUGACCAGUCUCUUCUUUUGAGUGGAAAAGAAUCUCAAGGGAACCCCAGUAACAUAUUGAUGAGUCCUGGCAAGCAGGCGUCUUCUGACGGUGCGGUCACUGGAAAAGAGUCAAAAAUAGAUACAUUUUCUGUGAACCACACUACAGUCAGUUCACCCAAAUCUCUGGUGGCCGCUGUUCCUGCCAUAGUUCUUUCUCAAGUACAUGAGGGUAGUAACAGCUCAAAAAAGAAAAUGAUGAUUGUCAAAAUGGGACUGUUGGUAUUCAGAAGGUUCCCCAGCCGAAAUCUCCAGAUCUUGAAGCCAUCAGCUCACGCCAGGCUCUUUUAG
Candidula unifasciata is the source of this 781-nucleotide messenger RNA. The record is from the annotation of a GenBank genome assembly. NCBI's taxonomy places the organism in Eukaryota, Metazoa, Mollusca, Gastropoda, Stylommatophora, Geomitridae.